AUGUCGGGCAAGAGGGGGCCUCCUUCGGGGACGAUGGUGUCUCCCCGGAAGAGCUUCUUCCAGAGCCUGGACAAGGACGAGCGCGAUGCGCUGCUGAAGAUCGCCCCCAGCCUCAGGUCCAAGUUCGACGCGACCGACCGGCAGGAGCGCAGGCUCAGCCACGCGAGCGAGCCCGAGUCCCCGGCGUACCGGCUCCACCCGCCCAGCGUCAACGGAGGACGCAGCCCGCGGCACUCCACCGGCGCGGCGAGCGCCAGAUCCGCCGCCCACCACCAAACCACCGCGACGACCCCCGCGGGCAGCAGGCGCCCGUCGGUGGCGUACGCGAACCUGCCCGCGGACGACGACGUGGACGACGCCCCGCCGGUGACGAUCACGCGCGUGGGCGGGGGAUACUCCGGGGUGCGAUCGCCCAAGACGACGCCGUCCCCGGCUGCUCGGACCCCGGCCAUCGACGACGAUGAUCAUCACCAUCAUCGUCGCGGCGAUCGUCGUCGACCAUCCGCGACGACGACCCGCCGACCGUCCACCGCCGCCACCGCCCGGGAUCGAACCCGCGACCACAGAGCGGCGUUCGAUCCGUCUCUCACCAAGCAACUCGCGCACAAGGAAGCGACGCUCAGGUUCGAGCUGGAGAGGGUGAGGGCGCAAAACGCCACGUUACUCGCCGAAAACGACGGCUUGCGAGUUCGGCUCGAAGACGCCAGGCGAAGGUUCACCGCGACGGAGGGCGAUUUCGUGCUCCAAUCGCACGAGCUGGACCGCGCCAGGGAACGCGCCGUGGGCGAAGGCGCGCGGCGCGUCGCGGAGCUCGAGGACAGGUGCGACAGGCAGCGGCGGACGCUCCAGGAGCUGGCUGUGGCGUCGGAGGCGCUGGCCAAGGAUAACGUGGCGCUGUCCAACGAGCUCGUGGCGCUGCGAGAUUCCAACGAGGAGAACGAGGGGAAGGUGAGGGAGCUCACCACUCGGUUGUCGUCGGCGCAGAGGCUGUACCUCGCCGGGCAGAAGAGCUUGGAGCGCGCGGAGGAGCUGCGGGAGGCCACCGCGGGGGGGUCCGAGCUCGAGCGAAAGCUCGACGCGUUGCUCACCCCGGAGAUGUUGGCGCGAUCGAGGCCGCCGCCGUCCUAUCCGGCGCCCCUCGCGCUGGGCCCCGUCGACGCGUCGUCCUCCUCUGGCGUCGGGGGCGUCGGGGGGGGGCACGACGGCGUUCAAGGCGGCGGCGGCGGCGGCGGCGGCGGCCAACGGAUCCCCGGGUCGCUCAUCUCCGAUCGGCAAAAAGUCGCCGAGGAAAACUCCAAGCUCAGGGCUCGGCUCGAAAAGUCGGAGCGCCGCGUCGUCGAGCUCGGCGCCGAGAGCAGGGAAGCGAACGGCGCCCUCGCCGAGCUGCGAAAAGCGACCGCGGCCAGCUCGAGGCGGCACAACGCGCAGCUCACCGGCGCGCUGCGCAGGCUGCAGUGGCUGGUGGAGCGGCAAGGUCGGCUCGAGGCGGAGUGCGAGGAAAAAGACGCGUACGCCAAAUCGCUCGAGCGGCGGCUGCUGAGUCAGCACAAGACGCUGCGCGGGGUGGCGUCGUCCGCCGCCGGGAAAGGGGCGCCCUUCGCGCGCGCGUCGACGGUCAAGGGCGUCGCCUCGGGGCGAUCAACGGCGAUGGACGCGCGCGGGAAGGGCGGCGGGGGGGGCGGGGGCCGGGGCUUGCGAGCGUCGGCGGCGGCGCUCCUUCGAACGCCAGAGACGCCGCCCGAACGCUCGUCCUCGCGGUAUCGCGCCGGCGGGGGCGGGUGGGUCACGGGCGCGGGGCGGCGCACGCCCGAGGCGCGCGCCGCCAUCGCGCUCUCCCGCCGAGCGAUGGCGAUGAACGCGUCGCCCACGUCUGCGCCGACGCCGGGCGGCGAAGACGAUUCCGAUGACGAUUUGUCCGAUGAUCCGAAGGCGCGCGGUUCCGAUCCCGACGCCGACGCCGACGGCGCCGGACCCAGGCGACUGGACUGGGGACCGGGCUCCAGCGCGUUUAACCGCGUCGCGGGCGACGGCGCCGCGCCAUCCCCGGGAGACGAGAGGAGUUUAAACCCCAAAACUCGAAUCGCCGGGGUUGGCGCGAUCGGCAUCGCUCUCGAAUCUGAAGCCGUCGCGUCCGACGACGAGGAUACGCCGCGGCGGCCGGAGUGGGUGCACGCGCCGGCGAAGGCCACGCCGUCGCCGGGAACGGCGGGGUCGGGCUCGGGAAAGAAGUCGGGGACCAAGGCGAGGUCGGGUGCCGAGCCGAGCCCGCGUCCGAGGGCGGUUGGCGACGACAUGAGCAUGGAGGCGAUACAGGAUUACAUCGUGCAGUUGCAGAAUCUGCACGAGAGGAGCGCGCAGCUGGCGUCGAGCGGGGGCGGGGAGCCCGCGAGCGAGUCGCCGUUGCUGAUGGGCGACUGA
Micromonas commoda is the source of this 2418-nucleotide messenger RNA. RefSeq lists its product with no specific name. Lineage: Eukaryota; Viridiplantae; Chlorophyta; Mamiellophyceae; Mamiellales; Mamiellaceae. The coding region runs from base 1 to 2418 and encodes 805 amino acids. The record is from RefSeq and is a predicted model, not a curated record. The transcript is spliced from 2 exons.